Molecule: messenger RNA, 2126 nt
Organism: Bombus terrestris (buff-tailed bumblebee)
Lineage: Eukaryota; Metazoa; Arthropoda; Insecta; Hymenoptera; Apidae
Product: sulfotransferase 4A1
Exons: 7
Coding region: 865-1896 (343 amino acids)
Biological process (GO): sulfation
Cellular component (GO): cytoplasm
Molecular function (GO): sulfotransferase activity
Source: RefSeq, a predicted model, not a curated record
ACAGGAAAUAUCUAAUAAUUGCUAAGAAUUCGGGUCUCAAGUGUCGCAAUUAUGGAGAGAUAGAAUGGUGUACAUUGGGUAACACAGAUUGACGCACAUCAAAUCUUUAAAACGGCGUAUGUAAAUUACAUGUGUAGGUAUUGUUUUCUCGAAAGAUCUCGAAAUCAGCUACAAGAAUAUACAAUAAAAAGUGUAGGGUUCCAUUUAAAAAUUCGAAAGUGAUUUUUACAGAUCAUUUCAAUUUUAUCAAGGUCAAACAUCUAUUAUAUCAUCAUGAUAUGCCCCCCUCAACCAUACAACUUUCAUCUAAAGAAUUUCUUCGUAUAUUUGGUAGUUACGUAAAUAAUCACGUGUAGACAUUUAAAGCGGACAUAUUUGUAUGUAUUUGUUUUCAUGUUGCCGAAUGUAUGUGGAUUUAUAGAUUACGUGGAUGGUUUACUCUGAACAUAUAUAUACAUACAUAUAUGUGUCAAUCGUCUUCGAAGAGAUAAUAAAUUAAAUGUUAAAAUUAAGUGCUAUUUAGAUUAUUUCAUAUCGAUGUUUAUGUAAAUUCAUUUUAUAUUUUGGAUUUGGUUGUAGUUUGGAUAACAAACUUAUUACCAGAAAAUAAAAGGAUAAGAAGUGAAUUAGACCGGUAGGAACGUACUUAGUUGAGUAAAAAUCCGUUAUCUGAAUUCCCGUUAUAUUCUUCGGCUUUUAUUCAUGGAUUCUUCUUAUAUUCAGGUGUACGUUCUGAUCACGGUGCGUAAACAUCAUCUCUUGUUAGUGAUACAUAUAAUUCAAUAAUCUCUUAAUUUAAUAACGAAGACUUUUCAACAUCCUCAUUGCUACAUUUCACUUGUUACAGAGUAAAGAUAUAGAAAAAUGGCCCUUGAAUCACCGAAAUAUGAAUACUUGAACGAAAAAGAUACGAAGGAAAUGUUGGAAUUAUUUAAAGGUGAAAGAACAGGUUUUGUCUUAGUGGGUGCAAAAAAAUGGUUCUUUCCCUAUAAAUAUACGACAGAAGGUAAAGGAUUUUAUAAUUUUAAAGUUAGGCCUGACGACACGUGGAUUUUAUCCUAUCCAAGAUCAGGAACGACCUGGACUCAAGAAUUAAUCUGGUUAUUGUCAAAUGACUUAGAUUUUAAUAGAGCAAGGACGGAACGCUUGGCAGAACGAUUUCCAUUUUUUGAAUAUAGUAUGUUUUUUCAUUCAGAGGUAACUCGAGAAUUGAUAAAAAUGAAUGAGGGAGAUAAAGACAAAGUAGAAUUUUGUAAAAAACUUGCUGAGCCAGGAUAUGAAGUCUUAGCAAAAUUGCCUUCAAAGAGAUUCAUAAAAUCACAUUUUCCAUUUUCUUUGUUACCAAAUAUUUUGGACAGUGGUUGUAAGAUGGUGUACGUUGCAAGAAAUCCAAAGGAUGUUGCUGUUUCUUGGUAUUAUUUAAAUAUAGGUAUGAAAACUCAAGGAUACAUAGGUGAUUUUCCAACAUUUUGGAAUUACUUUCAGAAUAAUCUUACAUAUUGGGGUCCAUAUUGGGAACACUUAAAGGAAGCAUGGGCAAAUAGAAAUCAUCCAAACGUUUUAUUUAUGUUUUAUGAAGAUAUGCAACAUGAUUUUUCAAAAGCAAUUAGAGAAGUUGCUAAAUUUCUUGGAAAAACUUAUACUGAAGAACAAUUAAAAGAAGUAGCAGACUAUUUAAAUAUAAAAAAUUUUCGAAAUAAUCAAAUGGUGAAUUCAUCAGAAUUAAACGAAUGUGGUAUUAUGACAAAAGGAAUAUUUGUCAGAAAAGGCAAAAGUGGUGGAUGGCAAGAUAUUUUUACUGAGGAACUUAAUGCUAAAGCUGAUAAAUGGAUAGAAGAAAAUUUGAGAGGAACUGAUCUCGUUUUCCCGUAUUUUAAUAACAUUAGUAAUAACUAGAACUGAUAAUUCAAACAGCUAAUAUCGUUUAAUUAUUUUUUAAUAUUUUUAAGAAAAAAUUAGAAAAUUUUGGUUAGAUAAAAAGGAUGUGUAAAUACGUGUAUCGGAAAUCAAGGAUAUAUAGUCGAGAAUGCAAAGCAAGUUCCUUUUCAUGACUGGAAGAUUGGGAAAUAAAUUAUUAUUGUUAUUGUUAGGAAAUUCUGUUAAUUAUAAUAUCAAUGUAUAUAAUA